CCGGUCCGCUGUGUGCGUUUCCUACGACUAGCUGUGUGCUGCUGCUGAUGACAGCGAAAUUCUUUUCCUUCACUCGCUCUCGAUUUUGCACAUAAAAUGGCCAUCGUUGAAUAUUAGCUCGGAUCGCUAGUUUACGCAGGAUGUAAAUGGUUAAAUUGUACAGAAAACAUAAGUACAGUGCAUUGCGAAUUCGAAAGUAAUAAAUUUGGUUCGGUUCACGCAAGUGUUUGGUAAGAAAAUUGAAUUUGAAUUUAGUGGGAAGCGGCUGCCAUCAGAAGAAAAUCUUUAUUUUUUUUGUAGCAGAUCGAAAUUUCGUGUAUGCAGGAACGGAAAGAAAAUUGAACACGGUUGUCAGUUUGUUUUUUCCUCGUAACCAGAAAACCGGGAGCGGUUCCGGUGAAUUGUUUUGAAAACCAAAAGUUUCGGAUAUUGCGUACAAAGUUUGCUUGAAAUGUUCGUGGACUGAAAAGGUUGAAAUAGUUUUGGCCUGUCAAAUUGCGUUAUGUGUCAUGGACACAAAAUUUGCUACGUCGAAAAUGAUUAAUGAAUUUUCUGAAAUUUUAAGGUAAAAAUUUCGAAUAUUCGCUCACAAAGCAUACUAUCUGUAUAGAAAGGAAAAUAACAGUGAUUGUGUUUGUUUUGGGUGUUUUACCAAUGUGUUAGUUCCGAAAUUUUGCUAAUGCCAUCAUCGAAUUUGAACAGUGAUUUAUGGUAGAAAAGAAUCGAAACCACCAUUUCGAAGUGAAGAGAAGAUAAAUCAUGCAGUGCUUGGUUAGCCACUGCAAAUCAGAGUGUGUGUGAUUGUGCAAAAAUUGCGCAAGUGUUUCCUUUGCCCUGUUAAGAUACGCAACUAAAGACGCCUCGCAUAAGAAAAGGCAAAAAAAAAAACGAAUUUAACACCACGGAUGACGUAUUUUUGUUGGUUGGCAACUAAGUCAUCAUGGCAGAAGUAGAGAAAGCGUCGUCGCAACAUAUCAGAUUAGCGCCGGUACAUUUUAGUAGGCCGAUACAGACAACAACGGCUACUAGAUGUUCUAGAAAUAGUUGGCAGGCUCGAUAUCUGGUUGUUGUUUUACUGGUACUGACCACGGCAGUGAGAAUAAGCGGAGCAUCCCGAAUUCUUCGGCACACCAACAGCAAACGCAGCAGCAGUGGCGGUCUCAAUGAGUACGGUACCGGCAUCGGUGAUUCGGCGGCACUCGGAUCCUUGUACAAGGACCAGCAGCAGCAGCAGCAGCAGCACAUCAACGAGAAGUAUAUUUCAAACUCGAAUGAAAACAGUGCCGCCGUCGAUGGCGAUGAAAACGUUGGCAGCUCUGGAGCAGCGCCGUCGUCAGCGUCGUCUUCGUCGUCGUCCUCACUGUCGCAUAAUUCGCCGCAAACAUUGACGCUGACGGCGGAUAAAAAUAAAACGAAAUUAUUAAAAUGUCACUGUGACAUUUGUAAGGACCUGAACUACGUGUGCGAAACAGAUGGACUGUGCUUCACUUCCCUGUCGCUGGAGCACGGUGUCUACAAGUACUCCUACAGAUGCAUUGAACGGCGCAUUCUGAACCCACCGGAUAAUCCAAUCUGGUGCCGGGAAAAGUCCGCUGGGUCCAUUGAUCCUGCCCACCAUGCGUAUCACACGAUGGGAUGCUGCGACACCAACUUCUGUAACACGCAAAUCGUCUUUCCGGAAUCGACCGCCACAUCCCUCUCGGCACCCUCUUCCUUGGUAUUGUUCGGGGCAACGAUCGAUGACAUAAAAUCCCACGAAGUGAAGGAACUGGACAGCGGCUUUAUGAUCCUGCUGGCCGUUGGUGGCGUGGUUACCUUUGCUGUUUGUGCCAGCCUGAUGUUUUAUAUGUUGCGUCGAAGAAAGCGAAACAGUGGCGCUAGGCAAAUCCUUCCCGAGGACUCCGUUUGUGGUGCGAGUUACCCUAUUUUGAACGGACAUCCGACAAUUCAGGACUUUAUCGAGAUGACUACUUCCGGAUCCGGCUCAGCUGGCUUACCACUACUGGUGCAAAGAUCGAUUGCCCGUCAGAUUCAGCUGGUUGAGGUCAUUGGCAAGGGCCGCUUUGGUGAGGUGUGGCUUGGCAAAUGGCGCGGUGAAAACGUUGCCGUCAAAAUUUUCUCCAGUCGCGAGGAGUGCUCCUGGUUCCGGGAGGCGGAAAUUUACCAGACCAUUAUGCUACGACACGAGAACAUACUUGGAUUUAUCGCUGCCGAUAAUAAAGAUAAUGGCACUUGGACUCAGCUGUGGCUUGUAACGGAUUAUCAUGAGAACGGAUCACUGUUUGACUUCCUGACGGCUCACCCGAUCGACACAAAAACUAUGGUUGAGAUGGCCUACUCGAUUGCAACCGGACUAGCACAUCUGCAUAUGGACAUUGUGGGAACUCGAGGAAAACCUGCCAUUGCACACAGGGAUCUCAAAUCUAAAAAUAUACUCGUGAAAUCCAAUUUCACCUGCUGCAUCGGGGAUCUUGGCCUAGCGGUAAGACACAAUGUGGCCACCGAUACGGUGGAUAUCCCGUCUACUCAUCGGGUGGGCACUAAACGCUACAUGGCUCCAGAAGUGCUGGAUGAGACGAUCAAUGUGAACCAGUUUGACUCCUUCAAACGUGCCGAUGUGUACGCUUUCGGGCUGGUGUUGUGGGAGAUUGCGCGGCGGUGCAACGUCGGUGGUAUCUUCGACGACUACCAGCUGCCUUUCUAUGACGUUGUGCAGCCCGAUCCGACCAUUGAGGAGAUGAGAAAGGUUGUCUGUACGGAUCGCCAGCGGCCCAGUUUACCGAACCGAUGGAUUGCGUCAGUCACGCUGCAAUCAAUUUCCAAGGUGAUGAAAGAAUGCUGGUACCAGAAUCCGGCCGCUCGGCUUACGGCGCUCAGGAUCAAGAAAACACUUGCAAACAUUCGCUAGAGGCGGGUUGCCACUGCCGUUGGCGAGCCGGUAGGAGGUCCUUCCUGGGGAUAGAAGAACUCAUCCAACCGAAGUGCAUUACCGCGGCAGUGCGAUGCAGGUGAAGUGGCAGACGGGUGAGAAGGAACAUGAAAAUGUAACAACAGAAUGUGAAAACAUGAACUCUCGAUCUAGGAAUUAACACACUUUUUAGAUGGUAAGCAAAAAUUACCAUUAAGAUGAAAUGAAACCACGAGUGUGGUGAAAAUUGUGAGAUAAUGAGGAAAAGGUAACUCUAGUUGUGUAAGUUUACAGUUUAUUGUAAGGAUAUGACGAAAAUAAUUCUUUUGUGUGCAAAAGAAGAAACAAGCUAACGGAUAAUGAGAGAAGAAAUUUAUGUUUGAAACUGUUUGAAAGUCAUAGCCACGGCAAACUUGGCGAACUGUCCGUAGAUACUAUUAUUUGUAUUUUAUUGAAUGAUUGAUUGAUGUGUUGCAUGUUUGAUUUUAUUGUCGAGCUAGUUUUGAUAUAUAGUAAUAUAUUAUUAUUUAUUGUUAGUAUCACAUUAUUUAUCAUAUGAGUUGGUUUGGUUACUAGCAAACACAUACGCAAAGAAAAACACACACUCACAAACAAGCGAGACAUUAACAGGAAACAGUGAUGGAUUAGUUUGUUAUUGUUUAUCCAUUUUUAACAUAUCUCCUCGCCUAUAUAAAAAAAAGUUGAAAUUAAGAAACAGCAACUGAAAACUCGUACCUCCGUAUACAGUUAAAACUGUACACAAACACACAAAAUCCUCAACCGGAGAAGCAGUAAACUGCUUUACAGCACAGGCGAAAAACCCGUCACUCAUAUUUUUCUGACCAGAAUUUAAGGGAUGUGAUUGGACACGAUUACUUCCACUAUGAGACUGUUAAGAGAAAAGCUACUAGAUUAUAACAUGUGUUACUUGGGAUGAGCGGGGUUUUUGUGAAUGUUUCCUCUUGAUUACAAUCCUUCUUACAAUAGUACGGUUUGCGUUUGUUUUGUUUUUGUUUUCGAGUUUUCAUACAACGUAAUGAUAUUUCCUAACGUAGAGCAUUUAGUUUUCGAAUUCAAGUACACGUUGAACAACCUUUAAGUUAAACUUCAUACACUUAGGCAUUCACAAUAUCUUCCGCCAUUCAACAACUGUACCUUCAUCUUAUUAUCGUUUGAAAUUUAUACAGAAUCCUUAACUUCAUUCAUUGCAAUCAACACAUUCUUUAUUAUUUUUCGGAAAACAAAUAAGAAAAAAAGAACAUUCUCAGGCAAGUGAAGACGAUUGGUCACUUUCCCGUCCUUCCCGUUUACGCCCAUUCCUCGACCAUGUCACAUCAUAUUAUGUUGAACUAUGAACACGAGUCGGUAAAGUAAGACAAAUUCAGGCUUCCCAAAAUUACUUAAAUGUCAAACGAAUCCUAUGAUUAACACACAGAAAUGGUAUAGUGUAACUGUUUUUGCCAGUAAUGAGAGGUUCAAAAGAAUGCUUAGAUAACGAAUGGAAUAGCGCGAGCGACACACACCUUUAUUGCAACAAAAAACUGCCGUUAAAUGUGUAAUUUUUGAGAUUCAAAGAAAAAAUACUAGAAUACAUAUGUAUAAAGAGAGAUGAAAACAAAACAUUACAGAGAUAAACACUAUUAAUCACUGCUUGCUAGCAAUCGCCGGUCACAUUGUAGAAUAGCAAACAAAAACGGAAGGAAGCAACUUGAGCUCUAGUUUGUUUUGUUUUUUCGCAGAAGCCCCCCCGUAAUCUAUCAGAAUUACGAGAUCGUGAACAUUUUUAUUAAUCGCGGUGCAUCGGUAAUGGCAAAGGAUGAAGUUAGCAGGCAGAAUCCCUCUUCAUAUCGCCAUUGAAGAGAACGCUAAUAAAUUUGUCGAAUUAUUGCUAAAACAUAAACAAGCAACAGAAAUGUUGCGAACUUCGGAUAAAAAUGAACGUUCUAAUUUUUGUAUAUUUGAAACACGAGUAAAACACUGACUGCUGGGGCUGCCAGUUUUUCUUGUUAUAAAAGUCAGAUUUUAAAUUUGUAACUGACAUAAAUUAUGCAUCUAGAAUUAGAACACUCCUGAACAUGCCCUAACUGUUUGGAAAUGUUUCACAACAAAACCCUCAGAAGUUAUGUAAAUUUUUGUUGAUUGUAGUUGAGAGCUUUUUAUAAUAGACAGGAGAACUUUGUGAAAUGCGAUGGAACCAAAUAUGAAUUCAAGAUAUGGUGGUCUACGAUUUAUCAUGUACCCCUCGAUGAUCUCGGUUCACUUUCAGUUCAAUCAUCAUUUGAAGGCAAACAACAAGCACCUGAUCGCUGAGUACGGAACUAACAUUGACAGCAAAUGGAGUAAAAAAACAUCGAUGAUUUUUUCGAAUUUGGUUUCAAUUCCUAUUUAGAAAUGAUCGACUAUUGUCAAAUUUCUUGUGAACUUGGCUGGUUUUUGCGAUUAAGACAAAUCUGCGGGUAAUUCAUCGUCUCGGUUAUUAUUUCCAGUCGUGAAAAGCUCGGAAACCAUUUAAAAUGACGUUAAGAAAAUAGUUUCGCCCUUCCUUACUAGCAAUUGACGUAGCACUCUGUUUGUUGGCAUGGAACACGUAGGGCGAAACUUACGAAAACAAGAAGAAGAAUGACAGUUUCACCCUUUAUAGUUCUUUGUAUUACUAAGAUAAAGAUUUUUGUAUGAUCAAAAAUUUCUAAAUUGUAGGAUUUUGAAUCGUUGAUUCGUCCUUCUUAAAAAACACAGAGGAUAUAUGUUUCUUUCCCGCAUAACUUGUAUUGUUUCCAUGGCAUUUUGCAACUUCUAUCAAUGGAUCCAAUGGGACAUAGUCGCCCUUAUUCUGAAUAACGUCGUAUCGUUUUUUCCCUCGUAUUUCAUUUGUAUUCCCCAUAAGGCUAGCAAAAUCAAAGGUAGCUAUGAUUCGAUCGAACCACAUUCGAUCGAAAAAUCAAUACGUCACACAGUGGUUCGAAUCAAUAAAAACGUGGACAUAAAUCAGUAGCUGCCAAACCGUUCUUUUAAUGCAUAUAGUUGCUUUUAAGAAAUUAUUUACAAAGAUAUACCACGUAAUUUGAUUCUAUCUCUAAUUGUCCAUGGCCUACUUUAACAAAAAAUAUAACCAUAACUUUUUUUUCUGAAGAGAUAGAAAUUUUUUUUCUACAAAGUUUUAGAACUAUUGAAAAUAAUUUAUUUUGUCAAAUAUACCAAAAAGUCUAGGUUUCGGAUACACAAAGCGUUUUUAUGGCAACCCCCUUAAAAUCAGUUGUUUUAUUCAUAACUUGUUUCGAGUUAUUUUUUUAUGUAUGCAUGUAUGUUUGGAAUAAUCGAAGAAAAUAAAAAAUCCCAUAUUUUUGUUGAAGGUAGUGCAUAUGUUUGUUGUUUCCUGGCAAAGUUAUACAACAUUUUACCUUCUUUUUACCUAUGAUAAAACCUUACACCGAAGCGAAAUAUGCAACUUUAUGCAGCUGAUUAUUACAUAAUUUAUAGGAAAAGAUAUGCCAAAAAUAUGGAUGGAACUUUUUUUUAGGCGUUUUCAAAAUUUGUUUUAGAUAUUGAAUUAUGACAACCCCCUUAAAACUAGUUUUCUAGUCAUAACUUGUUUCAAGUUAUUUUUUUAUACAUACUUUAUUUGGAAUAAUUGUAGAAAAUUUAAAAUCCCAUAAUUUUGUAGAAGGUAAUGCAUAGGUUUGUUCUUUUCUGGAAAAGUUAUACAUCAUUUUACCUAUUUUCACCUAAGAAACCUUGUGCCGAAGCGAAAUAUGCAACUUAUUGCAGCAAACUUUUACAAUACCUAUAGGAAAAUAUAUUCCUAAUCCAAUUUAUUUUCCAAUGAGAAUAUCCUGAGUACUAUUCGUGUGACUCAUUUUCACUAUGGUCAUGCUGAAACCAUGAAUGGUUAAGAAACGGAGGGCGUCACGCGUCUGCUAUUUCUGUAAUUCACUUUUGCAGUGAGCGUAGAGAUGGGCAAUUCGCUCCUGAGCUAUUCUAGUGAAUCGGAUCUUUAAAGUGAGCUGAUAAGUCACAGCUUUUUUUUAAAGAACCGCAGCUCACCAGAUCACCGCACUGGUAAGCAGGGAUGCCAGGUUCACAGAUUAAUCUGUGUUUCACAGAUUUUCAACCUUUUGCACAGAUUUAAAAAAUGGCACAGAUUUUCACAGAUUCUGAAAUCGAUGACAGAUUUUUGAAAUUGAUCACAGUUUAGCACCAAUACUUACAGAGCGGUAGGAAAUAGUGAAACCUUUUUUUUGCUUAUCAAAAAGAUUCCGAUCAGCUAUUAUGGAAACGGGGAAACGUGCACAGAUUUUGCACAGACAGGUUUUUGGCUUGAUCACAGAUUUUUGAAAAAAAAUGACCUGGCAUCCCUGCUGGUAAGGUGGAAACAAGCUACGAGCUGAACGAAGCUUCGGCUCUUGAAGAGCGAGUUAUAAAUGAGAAGAAAUGUGUGCAUGAGCUUUUGUUCGUUCUUCCAAAUGUGUAUCUAUCCUUCUUUAACAGAUUGAAUGAGCCAUUGUCGAUAAGAAAUCUUACCUCUCACUCAGUAGGCUAAGGUACAUUCAGGGAUGCCACUUUUGCAGAUAUUUUCAAAUAUGACAUAAUAAUAAUUCGCACACAAGUUAGUUCGCAUAGCAUUGUUCUUUGUGCAUCAAUGAUUUCGAUCAUGCAUAUGAAAGAAAAACGGCGCAAAAAACGGUGCUCGAAACAAACCUUCAGUUCAAUCUUAAUGAGCUGAUGAGCUGAUACAUUGAAUCGAUUCCCUUUAGUGAGCUGAUCGGUUCGGGGUUGUUUACCGGUAUGAGCUGCUUCGCACUUCUCUAAGUGAGCGUUGUACGUAACGCACGUAACUCAAUUUAUUUACACGUUUAAAAAUGAAAUCUCUUCGUAAAGGUGUGUACUUUUACAAUACUUUUUCACAUUUUGUUUGGAAAACAUUUUUCCAUUUUUUUUAUAUGUGUUGAACUUUUGAUAAUUUUCCGAAUUUUUAAUAUUUAAAAUUAACAUUGAAAAGGCCUAAAAACUUGCAUCGAGUUUCACUUAGAUUUUUUCUAAUAUUGUUAAUUGUCAAAAAGUAAACAAAAUACAAAUCACAACAAUUUGAUUAAGUUGCGCGUGCAAGCAUAAGCAUGUUUAUGCGUGUUUACGCGCACUUUGUAGUAGAUACUAAGGUAAUAGAGGUAGAUUCUACGUACAAACAUAAACUGUUUUUUAAAUAAAGUGAAUAUAUCUUCAAAAAUAUUUAUUUUACAUUGUUUAAACCUUCAGCAAAAAUACUUCAAAUGUUUUUUUCUUCAAAAUGAGAUAGAAAAAAAAUGUUUCAUUUGUGAAAAAAAAAUUUCAUUCAAGAUUGGUACUACCCCCUUAACAAAAAAUAAGGUGCCACUUUCAAAAGAAGCGUAAUAUAAUCUUGUAAAACUUCUUCGAAGACACGUUAGCUCUUAAAAAUCAGUGAAAGUCAGUACAGACUUAUGGCCGUCUUUUUCCAGUUUUGGACCACUGUGCGUCGUUAUUCAGAAUAAGGGCGAGUAAUACUGAGUUUAUGUUUGGUGGAACGAUUUGUAAUUUUGAGGCGUUCAGUCGAGUAGGUGGUUGUACUGAGCUUCUUAUUUUAAACGUAUAGAAAAUUGAAAGAUUAACACAGGUUUUUGAGGAAUUUUGUGCCAGCCUAAAUAUUUGUUAUUUGUGAUUUAAGUCUGCAAACAUUGUAUGUGUUUUAUCCAUGUUUAUCCGAAGUUUGAGCAAUUGGGAAACAAACUACUGUAACAAUCACUCAUUCGGAAUAGUUUCAUGGUCUAGGUUACAAUUGUGCUCCUAGUGUCUUUUAGCUUAAAUCGAUGAGUUCGAUUUUCUAACCAAAUCGUUCGAAAGUAAAUCCAUUUUUUUGGUUAUCAAUACACGUCGAACGUCUUGUUUUAUUUUACGUAAUUUCGCACUAAGAACGAGAAUAUGAACUAACUGAAGAGUCGUAGGCGAAGUUUAUUUAUCGGGCAGAAUAAUGAUUUGUAACGAGACUUACUCUCACUGCUAAUAUUCCUAACCUAAACCUUUUUAUUAUCUAAUUCACGCAUUCUAUAUUAUCUAUUGAACUACUGAGUAACACUUAUUCAUUGACUACUCCGUACGCAUUAUUGUAAUUAUUAUGAGUAUAUGAGUAACCUAGUGAUCGUCUUAACAAAGAAUCAUUACAAAGUAAACGACUAGAGGAUCACAUACAUUAGAAUACAUCAAUACAAAACAACACAAACAACUAUAAAUCUAUUUAUUAUAAACGAACGAAUGGAUUCUCCAGAAAGCUGGAAUAAAUGACGACGUUGAUAUUUUACUUGCUUUUUCCGGCCCUAGCAACUGCGUUUUGUUAUUGGUUCAUUGUGAGUGAGGCGAGAGUGCGCUUGUGCGUGUAAAUGUAAAUAGGCGUAAAUAUUGCAACAGAAUAAACAAAAGCAAAAGUAGGAGAUUUAGUGCAGCAAGGGAUGAACUCGUCACCGAUCAAGGUAGGCCUAGAUUUGUACCUUCUGUCCAUUAGUAAUUCAUCAGAUAUAAGAAAUAUGAAAUGGUUCCGGUGGGUUUUGUAAUAUUUACAAAAGACACUUCGACUGCUCCUAACGUUUAACACUACCCCUAUCUGGAUCGGACGACAGAGCAUGGUUUACUCAAACACAAAACAAAACUACCUUUGAAGAUACAAAACAAAACAAGAAACAAAAGAUGUACACGAGCAAAGCAAACCUGACCGCAUGUUGAAAAUGAACUAAACAAACAAACAAACAAACAACCGAAGUAACAAAGAAAAGAGGAAGAAGAGGGCAAAUGUUUAGCAGACAAAAUCAGAGCAUCUAACCAGUGUUAUGUGAGUUAUUGUAUAGUAGAGGGAAAGAGAAAAUAAGAAAAAAAAAUAACAAAGCAUACAAAAGAGGAAACCACAAGUGACAAAAUAUGUGAGAAAAUUAACCAGAGAAGUUAAAUUCAAAGAAAGCAUAUGCGCGUAACGUUUGUUUUUGAAAUGGUGUGAACAGAGCGGUUAGCGAUGUAUAAAAGUUGCAUAUUUAGAUGGUAAAAAUGUCGUUCUACAUUGUAUCGAGCCUGAUUGCAUUUUUAUGUUGUGGUGGUGAAUUGUAGAUCCGAUGAUAGCAUCAUUAUUUGCUCAAGCUCAAUCAUAAACCUACAGACAUCCUUUUGUCAUUUUCGCUUGAGAUAAGACUAAGCAGACAGCAAGUGCGGUUUUCGGCAGUUUCGUUUGCUUUCUUAUUUGAACUUGCAUUUUAGCAGGUCCUAGAGCGGAUAAUCUGCAUCGAACGAAACUAUGCAAAUAUACAGUGACUGAUUUUAGUUUCCUAUACCCAUAAUCCUAGUUGCAAGACAACCAUCAACAGACAAAAUAGAAAUACCUAUCGAUUCCUAUCUCUGAUUGCAUGAGAAUAAUUUGCUGUUUUUAGGUGCCAUUUUUUACAUUGCAUUUUUUAUACCUGAGAAACACGUUCAGGGUGUGAAACUUUUCUGGUUUCCGUUUUCGGAUGGACUUAAACUACACUUUCCAUAUAGUAUUGAAAUCAGUGCAGCCAGACAAUUUCCCACAUCAACUUUCCGUUUAGCCACAAACAAAAAAACUAAUGUUAGUAACUGGUGUGUAUAAUUUCUGCAAGAGAGAGCAAACAAAUAAUCCAGUGUAGUAGUUUUUAGUCUACUAGAAAUGGAAAAAAAUACGAUGCAAAGUUACACAACUCAGUGACACAGAGGGUAGUAACAAGCGCCGAUAAGUUGUAUGAUAUGAAUUAUAAUUUUCUACCUCAUUUAUUUAGUAACUUUUUUUAUAAAUACAAAAAAUACAAAAAAAUGCAAAAAAAUAUGUAAAAUUCAGUAACAAACCUAGUAAGAAACUAUUUUAAGUCAUGAAUAAAAAAAUAUAACAUUUACUAUUAAACAUUACGAUUAGGAGCACUCAAGAAUACGAAAGUAAGCUAAGCGAACGUUUUAUGUUCAGCGGAAAGAGAAAUACGAUUUGUUUUUUAGUCGACGAUUCAGCACUCAGUGAUCCUGAGUAAACCCAGCAAACAACACACGAGCGGAAACAAUAAUUGAAACUACCAUUACAAUAUUGGCAGACAACAGCAGUGGUCGAGCUAUCCUACCAACCAGAAAAUCAGUGAAACAGGCAGCCGCAGAACCUAAAAAAAACGCGGAACCGUAUAUAUAUUUUGGUAAUUACCUUUAUGCCAAGCGGAAAUUCCGAGACCGGACUGAAUACAAAACGAAUCUACAAACCAACAGCUAACGAAAGACGACGAGGAAUAAGAAAUUAGUACAUUUGUGAUCAAUUGCUUGGCAGUUACUAAAUUAACUAUGAAAAGAUUGAGGGAAAAAUCCAUGAAUUUUAAAACGUUAUCAUAAUAAGAACAACAAGAAAAAAAAUGUUAGGAUAAACACUGAAACUUUUUCACAUGAGAAGAACAUGAAUGCAAAAUUAUAUCUAUCAGCUUACUAUGAAGAGGUACAGAAAUUUGUGUUCUCCGAGUUCUUUCGAAUGAUGAGUUUAAAUUUGAUACAUGAUAUUGGGUUUUCGAAUUGCGGCUUUUGAAGCAUGGAACCAUAGAGGAAGAAUUUGAUUCGGAAAAUGCUUAACAGUAAAGGAAAAGUCUGUUUGAAAACUGUCUGAAAAUGAUUCGCGCUAGAAGCGUGUUUGCACAGAAAAUGAAAAGAAUGAUUUUUGCAGAUAAGCAAGGGUAAAACAAUCGAAGACUGUAGUGAAACAACCGAUGAGUAAUGAGUGAGUUCGCUCUUUAAACAAAACUAAAAAUUCAAGCAGAAACAAUGGUACGAUAAGAAUGAGUACUGCGGUUAGAAGUUAUAUUAUCAUUAUUAUAAUUAUUAUUACUGCAUACACACUAUCAUUAUAUUACUUGAUUAGUUGAUUAUAUUACGCGUAUAUUAUUGAUAACAAAACCAGCAAAACAACAAAUAAGAAAGUAAAAACACAAGAAAAUUCCGACGGAACUAGGAAGCAUAUUACUGACACUGUCUUCUCUGCAGUCGAGGAAACCGUUUUUCUGAUGCGAAAGCAAGUUGGAAAUCUUAGUUCUGAACAAUAGAU
Molecule: messenger RNA, 11978 nt
Organism: Malaya genurostris
Lineage: Eukaryota; Metazoa; Arthropoda; Insecta; Diptera; Culicidae
Gene: babo
Product: TGF-beta receptor type-1
Exons: 8
Coding region: 941-2908 (655 amino acids)
Biological process (GO): protein phosphorylation; activin receptor signaling pathway; cellular response to growth factor stimulus
Cellular component (GO): plasma membrane; activin receptor complex
Molecular function (GO): activin binding; ATP binding; activin receptor activity, type I
Source: RefSeq, a predicted model, not a curated record